CCUGCGAACACAAAGCGCGUCACAAUGCGCAGACCAUCCAGCGCAGCGAGCCCAGCAUUUUGACGUUUGUGAUCAAUUGCGCAUCAAUUAUAUACAGAACACAUGUUAACGAGUGCUCCUGGUACCAAAGGCCAGGUUUGACCGUGUGUGUUUUGUCGGUGAUCGUUAGUUGAGUCGCGCGCGCGAUGGCGCGGUGUUUCCGCAGUCGCGGCAUUUAGAAUGGGGGGCGUGGAGGGGGCGAAUAGGGUGCUGAACUACGUCAUCCCCGGUCUGGCUGGUUAUGGUCCCGGCUGGAUCCUUUCCAAGAUCACCAGCAUCGUGGCACUGGACCGCCUGAGCUUCGCCAUGAGCCUCAUGACCACCAGCGUAGGCGCUAGCACCAAGGGCCGCAUCAACCUGGCGGGCUACGUCAACUACGACUUCAACUUCGGCCUGAGCUUCAGCACGGACCCUGUGACCGCCAUCAAAAACGAGCUGAUCAAGGAGUCAAGAACGCCAUCCUGACAGGUAAGCGGGCUCGGGCUCGGGGAGCGGAACCUGAGAAUAUGGGGUCACGUUUGACAGGGCCGCGAUUUGGGGCCGCGCCGCGACACAUGCAUGCACACCGUGCUCACCACCUUGUAACCAACACACACC
Chlamydomonas reinhardtii is the source of this 636-nucleotide messenger RNA. RefSeq lists its product as uncharacterized. Lineage: Eukaryota; Viridiplantae; Chlorophyta; Chlorophyceae; Chlamydomonadales; Chlamydomonadaceae. The record is from RefSeq and is a predicted model, not a curated record. The transcript is spliced from 3 exons. The coding region runs from base 220 to 504 and encodes 94 amino acids.